Messenger RNA from Grus americana (Whooping crane), 4163 nucleotides. RefSeq names its product exocyst complex component 3 like 1 (gene EXOC3L1). The record is from RefSeq and is a predicted model, not a curated record. Gene Ontology annotation, molecular function: SNARE binding. The coding region runs from base 838 to 3099 and encodes 753 amino acids. Gene Ontology annotation, cellular component: exocyst. The transcript has 13 exons. Gene Ontology annotation, biological process: exocyst localization; exocytosis. Lineage: Eukaryota; Metazoa; Chordata; Aves; Gruiformes; Gruidae.
GGUGGAGCCCAGCCUCCCUGAGGGGACCCGCCGCCACCGGCGCGACGCCGGGGCUUCCCUUCCCCUUCCCCGGCGGGACCCGCCGCCUCCCCUGGGGCCGGGGCGCGGUGUCUCCCGCUGAGGGCACCCCCUCAGGCCCCGUCUGCCCGGGGUAGAACCGGGCCGUGCAGCCCGCCCGUCCCCUCGCCGUGCGGCGGUACCGAGCCAGACUGAUGUGCCAUGUCUGCCCAUCGCGCCCCUGAGCCCUCGCACCGCCUGGGCGAAACGGGCGGUUUGGUGCUGCCCGUCGCCCUUGUCCGCUCGAAAACAUCCCGCACGGGGGGCGAAUCCUCCGGCCCGUGCCCGGGGAAGGCGGUGUGUGGCGGGGGCACGUCCCCAGGUGCCCCCCGGCUGCGCAGGGUCCAUCCCCGCUUCCCCGCGCUCUCGCCUUCGGGCCGGGCCGUCGCGGGUGGACGGACCCUGUCCUAGCCGGGCUCCCGCUGUGGGUGCGGACGGUGCGGUGGAAGCACCGGCCUGGGCCGGUGUCCGUCAGGGCCGCCCAUGCGUCCUCCCCGAGCCGUGCCAGGGCCACGCAGAGCAGCCGUGUGCCCGGGAUAGCCGUGGUGUGCCCAGCAGGGCACGCGGGGCGUGAUCGCUGCUCCCGAGGCCUGCGGCAGCCGCGACGCCUUCCCCUAUGUCCCCCCUCCCCUCCGCCCGCCGUUCCUGACGUCCUGAGCUUGGCCGUGGGAACACAAUGAGGCCCUGAGGAGCGCGGCUGCUCCGGCUGAGGAAACGGCUGCCGGCUUCCUCCUGCUCGGCCCUGCCCCGGCCCCUGCAGCUCCGCGCAGCCUGGAGAUCAUGGGCAUGUCUGCGGAGGACAAGCGCGCUGCGAGCCCCAGAGACGAGGAGUGGCCGGAAGCGGAGAAGGCAGAGAAGUUGGCGAGAGGAGCCGCUCUGAAAUGGGCUUCAGGGGUGUUUUACUGCCCCGAGAAACUGGAGGGACUCGGGCAGUACCGGAGCCGAGAGACGCAGAGGAACAGCUCCAUCCAGUCCCGGCUGAAGUCAACUGUCCAGUCCUACCUGGAGGGGGUAAGCGCGGGGCUGGAGCAGUUGCGGUCGGCGGCCCAGGAGGUGCAGAGCGUGUGCCAGGACCUGGGGGCUGCACGGUGGGCCCUGCUCGACAGCGCAGACCGAUUCCAGGGCCUCCAGCAGAUGCGGGCGCUGAUGGCGGAGCACGUGCAGCUGGCCUCGGUGGUCCAGGUGUUGCCCCAGCUCUUCUCAGUCCACGAGGUUUUUUCCCAUACCCUGCAGCUGCUCCGUGGGCAGCAACUCCUGGAGGCCCAUGCAGAGCUCAUGAUGAUGGAGCACCUCCGGGAUGACAUCCUCUCCCAGCUGCACCUCCGUGGGCUCUCCGAUGCCCAGGCAACCGUGCUGUCCUACUUUGGUGGCCUGCAGGAGCUCAACGAGAGCCUGGCCAAGCAGCUGUGGGACAUUGUGGGCAGCAGCCUGCGGCUGGUGUGCGAGGACCCGGUUCUCUUCGUCACCGCUGUAAGGAUCAUCGAGCGGGAGGAGAAAAUAGAUGAUACUCUGCUCCUGGAGGCCACCUUCCUCCCCCCUGGCCGCCCAAAGGGCUGGAGGCAGAAGUUUUAUCGCGUUCUCCGGGAGACCAUCACAGGAGCCCACUUCCAUGGCACCCACACGGACACCGAGGGGCCAGGGCUGGCCCGGCACCUGGCCGCGCUGCAGAAGGCUAUCGUGUCUGAGCUGCGUGUGGUGAAGGACCUGAUGGUCCAGUGCGUCCCAGCUCACUACAACAUCCUCAGCGUCUGCACUGCCACCUACCACCAGGCGCUCAGCGGCCACCUCCAGGACAUCCUCCGAGAGGACCUGGACAAACAGGCGCUCUUCCUCCUCCUCGAGUGGGCACUUCGUGUGUACCACAGCCCAGAGAUGAUGGGUCACCCUGACCUUCUCCCAGAAGUGGACGUUUCUGCUCUGGGCCCCUUGAUGUCCCCUGAGCUCGUGGACCAGACAGAGAGGAAAUACGUGCUGAAAGUCAAGGCUAGUGUGCUCGAGUGGAUGCAGAGGACCCUGGAGGUGGAGUUCAAGGAGUGGUUCAGGGACGAGGAACCUGAGACAGACCACCAGGGCUUCUUCCAGUCAGCCCUGCCUGUCAUUGUCAUGCAGAUGCUGAAUGAGAAUAUCCAGGUCGCCUCCUUGAUCUCUGACUCUCUGCAGCAGAAGGUUUACAACAUGGCUUUGGAGGAGCUCGAGGCAUUUCUGAGCCGUCUGCGGGAAGCCCUAGUGCAGUGCGGGAAGGAGCACCAGAAGGACCGUACCGUACCCAAGUACUAUGUCUCCUACCUGCUGGCCAUGCUUAACAACAACCUGACUCUCAGCUCCUCUGUCUCCUCCCUGCACCCCGAUGCUGCCUGCAGAGAAGUCCCCACGUCCCUCCUGGCUGCUCUAGACCGGACGCAGAAGAAAGCCUGCCAACUGCUGCUGGAGGAGCUGCUCCUGGACCUGCAGCCCCUCUGCCUGCAGCUGCCUUCCCGCAAGUGGCUCGCUGGGUCCCAGCUGGUCAGCAGCAUGUGCGAAGUGAUUGACAAGUAUGCAAAGGACUUCUCCCACGUCAGGAAACCCAUCUUCACGCUCCUGCUGACCGAGAGCGAGCUCGUGGUGGCAAGCCAGUACCUGCGGGCACUCAUGCAGAAGAAGAUGGUGUGCAAGAGCGAGGAGGAGCGGGGCCAGUUCUGCAACCGCCUGCUGCAGGACGCCACGCAGCUCCGGGAACUCUUCUGUGGCCUGGGUCUGGACCGGAGUCAGCAGAGCCUGGAGGCCGUGUUUGCCCUGCGGGAGCUGAUCUACCUCAAAGACCCGGCACUGCUCAGCCUGGAGGUGCUGGGCUUCAUCACCAAGUACCCUGACGUCAGCGACGAGCACAUCUCCACCUUGCUGGAUCUCCGGGGUGAUGUCUCCAAGGACGUGCGGCACAUGGUGCUGGAAAUGAUGGCACAGCACCCCCAGGUCUUGCCUGAGAGCUACCGGCCCAUCUUCAGCACCAUCCUGGUCCCUGCGCCGGAGCUGCCCUUCUGCCUUCGCAAGGGCAAGUGUGCCUGACGCUGCGUCCCGCAGCGCGCUCCCCGCUGCCCCCACGGACCUACGGAUCACACAGGACAUCUCUGGGGCUGCGUGUGGGGUGGAUGGAGACGACAGAUGGCAUCCCCUAUGCGCAGCACCUUGCCCUGGCCUGGGGACAGUCUGGAUACGUGUCAUCCUGCUCUGGUCUCGCUGAGCAGACUGUUCCCUGCAAUCACCAGCCCUGGGAGACCUGGGUCAGGAGAAAAUCAACCCACAGCUGUUUUGCUGGCCUGCUGAGAGCUGCUCAGGUCUGGCCUGUUGCCUGCAGGAGAGAGGAGCCAUGGAGCAAAGGGCAGGAGUCUGCAGUUGGGGUGAGUCCACGUCUCCGUGGGGCUGCAGAGACAUUGGGGUUUCCCCAAGUCUCCAGACAGCCCCCUGAGCCAGCGUGGCCUGGCCACAGAGUGUGUUCCCACCCCAGCUCCCAGGCAGGCUGGAGCCUUGCUAGACCCAGGCUUGCAGGAGGGUUUUAGUGAGCUAGUCCUCUGCUUUGGCUCAGCCCAGAGGUCUGGUGGUGCUGCUCCACCAGCCUGGGCCCUGCAUGGAUGGUGGAGAGCAGCUCGGCCAGCUCACGGCGGCAGAGGAGAAGGGCACAAGGGGCCUUGCGACCCUGGGUGGUGCCAUCCCCCCUGUCCCUGCUGGCGUGAGGGACAGCUCUGUGCUCCUGCUGACCUGCCCAGCUCCCGGCCUCAGCUCUCUUGCCAGCACCCCAGACAGGACGGGAGUCCAGGACACUCCGUCCUCUUGGAGAACGUGACCGGAGUUGUGUCUGGUCUGUCGAGCAUCCUCCUGGCCCAGCUUCCUCCAUGAUGGGCAGCACCACCUUGGGCGCUGUCUCUGUCCCUCCAUCCUCGGCUGCUGUCCAGCCCUUGGUCAUCUCCUCCACGGGUGCCAUGUGAAGAUCAGGAGAAAAGCCUGUCUGUCUGUCUGUCUGCAUCCUCCUGCCCGGCCCGGGCUCUGCCACCCUUCCUGCAUGGGGCAGGCCCCAUCCUGCUGUCCUUGCGUGGCACCACUGCCAGAAAUAAAGGCCCAAGCUCUGCAAUCAC